Messenger RNA from Drosophila hydei, 897 nucleotides. RefSeq lists its product as uncharacterized. Bases 251 to 802 code for a protein of 183 amino acids. The transcript has a single exon. Gene Ontology annotation, cellular component: extracellular region. The record is from RefSeq and is a predicted model, not a curated record. Gene Ontology annotation, molecular function: chitin binding. NCBI's taxonomy places the organism in Eukaryota, Metazoa, Arthropoda, Insecta, Diptera, Drosophilidae.
UUAGCUUUUUUUUAAAUUGACAGCGAAAAUCCUCUCAGCAUCUUAAAACCUGUUGCGCAGUGUAAGAGACCAAGACGUACAUACACAUAUAGGCUUACAUACCGAAACUUUUUAGUUGAUAAGCGUUCAGAAUUCCAUUGAUAAGUUGUUGAAACAUGACUCGUCUAAUUAAAUACAACUAAUUUAGCCGACAAUCGUUGAUGGGCCAAUAUAUAAAGGGCUGAGCUGAGCGGUGGAGUUGUCGCACACAAUGAGAAAAUCUUUAGGCAUUGACAUCCGUUUGCUGAUCGUCGCUGCCGUUGCCCUAUGGCUGAGCGGCGACAGCAUUUGCCGCAUCGCCGCAACGGACGAGUUUCCGGAAUGCGACGGCAUCGCCAGCGGCAGCUACAUUAACAACACUCGCGCCAACUGCAACUACAGCUUGAUCUACUGCGAUGAGGACAGCUCACAGUUUUGCGACAGGGAGAAUUCGUGUGACCUGGAGUACAGCUGUGGCGGGCAGAACUCGAGCACGCUGAACCCGUCGACACCACCAGCAGCGGCGGAAACAACAACGGCCACGGAGAGCAGCAACAGCAGCUCGAGCGGCAGCACUGCAGCGCCAGGGACUGAUGUGCGUGGCCUGUGCCGGCGAGGCGUCACUAAGAAAUACCUGUAUCCAGGUAAUUGCAAUUACUACUACUACUGCGUGGACGGCUUUCUGAUUGUCGAACAGUGUCCCAUUGGCUACGCCUUCAACGAGCAGCUCGGCACGUGCAGUGGACGCAUUGCAGAUCAGCUGCCGCGAACAUGUACCAAUUAAGACUUUCAUUUCUUGCCAGCAAUAAUUGUCAUUUUUUAAUUAACAAUUACCAAUAAUAACAAUAAAACUGUGAGCUAAUCACCUUAUCUAAGUAC